GUAUCAUUUUUGUUUAUUUUGUUCAUGUACAUAAGAGGGCAGAAGGAGAAAAUUCAAACUUUCUUUCGACUCAUUUUCUUCCCAACCAAACACUCCUUCCUACGAAUCUCCGAAUGGACGACAAUGACCCGUGGUUAGCCCCAGACAAGCUCCAACAUGUUCUCUUCUGCUUCUCCCUCACGCUCAUCUUCUCCACGCUCGCCAACCGAACCCGGUACCCGUUUCUCCGUCGUCACUCUAUUUGGUUCGGAUCCAUCUUGUCUCUCUUAGCCGGCGCAGCCAAGGAGUUCGCUGACGAGCUCGGGUUCUUCAGGUCCGCCGGAGCCUCCGCUAAAGACGCCGUCGCCGAUUUCGUUGGCGUCCUAAUCGGCUCGCUGGUGCUUUAUUUUGUCAAGUAUGUGACUCGACCCGAGAAUGAGACGGGUCGGGUCCGAGAGGUUUCGAUGGUCUGAAUGGGCUUUUGGGUCGGAAUGGGUAAUGGGGUUGUCUGGUUUUUGGGAAGUGUUGGUGGGGUUGGGUUAGUUUGGGUGUUUAAGGAGAGGAGUUCGUUGGCCAGAGUGGGAAAAUACGAGAAAGUGAAAUUUUGAGUUGUGAUCUGGAGAUAUUAAGAGGAUUGAGCUUUUCAUUGCGGCAGAAGCUAGCAAAAGAUGACGGCAUUGAGCUUUUCAUUGCGGCAAUCGUUCGAGCAAUUCGUUAACUUUAGAUUGGACAAAGGCAGUCUCCUAAGACUGCUUGCGGCUCAGCCUGAUGAGAAUGUCGAUCAGUCAUCUUCUGAAGCUCCUUGGUGAAGGCUUUUCAAUACUGUCAACAUCUUCAGGCAGCUUGACAGCCGUAUAGGUUCCCGCCCCAAAGAGCGCCCCAAGAAAUGGUGCAGUGAGG
This is a messenger RNA of Pyrus x bretschneideri (Chinese white pear), 879 nucleotides long. RefSeq lists its product as uncharacterized. The transcript has 3 exons. The record is from RefSeq and is a predicted model, not a curated record. NCBI's taxonomy places the organism in Eukaryota, Viridiplantae, Streptophyta, Magnoliopsida, Rosales, Rosaceae. The coding region runs from base 114 to 452 and encodes 112 amino acids.